Dendrobium catenatum is the source of this 1389-nucleotide messenger RNA. RefSeq lists its product as uncharacterized. The transcript has 2 exons. Bases 1 to 1389 code for a protein of 462 amino acids. Lineage: Eukaryota; Viridiplantae; Streptophyta; Magnoliopsida; Asparagales; Orchidaceae. The record is from RefSeq and is a predicted model, not a curated record.
AUGGCUUCCUGGAACAUUAGAGGGUUCAAUAAUGCCUCUAAAGUUAUGUCUUGCAAGUCUUUGGUGAAUAAGUUUACAUUAGAUUUGCUGUUUAUUCUGGAAGCAAAAAUUUCAGCUACUGCAGUCAUGGACGACUGGUUUUUUAACUCUCACAUGGUUUUCCCUAUUGAGGGAUCUUAUAACAAUUUCUCUUACUCUGCUCCUAGUCAUAUUUGGGUGAAGUGGAAUGCUCAAAAGGUUAAUUUUAGGCCUUUAUUUACCUCUAGCCAAGUUAUUCAUGGUGUAAUUCAAGCUGAGAAUAUGGAUAUUUGCUGCAUCUCUGUCAUCUAUGCCUCUAACUCUAUUGUCGAAAGACAACUGCUUUGUAAUACGAUUACUUCUCUGGUCAGCAACACUACUCUGCCAUUCUUUACGGAUAAAGCUGUGGGUCUUCCUCUCUCUCAUAGCAAAUUGGGCGAGCUCAACAAUUUUGUUUACAAUUCGGGUAUCUUUGAAUUAGCCUCGGUUGGUCAUUACUUCACCUGGUUUAACCACAGAUUAGAUGACCCAAUUCAUAUUAAGCUUGAUAGAGCCUUUAUCAAUGAGGCUUGGUUGUCUUCUUUUCCCAACUCCUUCUAUAUUGUCAGUGACCCCGAUAUCUCUGAUCAUUGCCCUAUUAUUCUCCACUUGGAUUCCCCUUCCACCAAAAAACACUAUUUUAUGUAUAAGAACUUCUGGAAUACUUUGCCUACUUUUUGGAAGAAUGUUUUGGAGGUUUUCACCCGUCCUGCUUCUGGUAGUCCUAUCUGUGACCACUACCAUAAACUUCGUGAGCUAAAAGGCCACUUAAAGCAUAAUAAUUUGAACUCUUCCAACUAUAUUAGAGAUGAGAUGGAGUCCCUCUCUCAGGCUCAAAUUGAAAUUCUUUCCAUCCUCCAAAAUGACCCUUUGAACUAUGCUCUUAAUGCUAGACUCAAGUUUAUCAACUCUGAACUUUCUGAUAACAAAGCUAGAUGGGUUGACUGGAUUUCUCAAAGAAGUAGAGCUAGAUGGCUCAAAGAUGGUGAGGAUGACUUGAAGUUUAUUUACACCAACAUUAAUAGUAGGCACAUUUCCAAUCAGAUUAGAGGGAUCAAGGUGGAUGGUGUGCUUUAUGACACCAUUUAUGGUAUUUCUUCUGCCUUUAUUAAUCACUUCCAACAACUUUUCAAUGGGGCUCCCCCCAUUGGGAUUGAUUGUUUACCUCCUGGAAAUUCUAUUCCUACUGAUUUAGUUGAUGGACUUAUUGCUCCUUUCACUGUGGAAGAGAUUAAAAAUGUCAUUUUUUCUGCACCUACUACUGCAACACCUGGGUCGGACGGCUUCACCUUUGAAUUCUAUAAGGCCACUUGGAAUUCCCUUGGAAAUUAG